CGAGGCUCAAACUCGCUGCGCAACGUCACAAAUUUCAGCGCGACGCGUCGACAGCAGCCCGAAUUUGAACGCGCGCAUAACAGCGUGAUGAGGCUGCCCGAAACUGAUGAUGAGGCAGAAGACAGGCGCAAGGACAUCCGAAGAAGGUACAAAGACGCCGGCAAGCGGCUGCGCAGCUUUGCAAGAUAUGGUGACCUGGCAUCGGUGUUGCAGCUCUUGCCCGAAGGCGUGUACGCGUUCUGCGCAGGGUCGCACCCGCGGCUUGGCGCCGCCUCGCCAGUGCGCCUCUUGCCGCGGCCGCUGGUGAAGGUUAUAGCGCGCUUCGCUCACGAGAAGAUCGACAUAAACGCGGCCGACGACCGCCAGGGUCUAAGUCGUGGCGGGACGGCGUUGCAUCAAGCGUGCGAGGACGGCCACGUAGAAGUUGCGAAGGCGCUCAUCCGCAACGGAGCCGAUAUUAACGCCAUGAGGUACCUCGACGAGACCGUGCUGAUGGCCGCGUGCGCGGCGCGGCGCGGAACACAUGGUUUUCAACGCCCGGAUCUAGACACGGCGCGACUCAUUUUGGAAUCUGGAGCGGACGUCAAUCUUGGGAGUCCGCUGUUCAAUGCAGCCUUUUGCAAUCACGUCGACGUCGUCCGACUGCUCCUGGAGUUUCGUGCCGAGGUCGACCGGCGGAACAGGUGGGGCACGACCCCUCUCAUCGCGGCCGCGAAGGAGGGGCACGACGAGUGCGUGCGCGUCCUCCUGGACGCGGGCGCCGCUGUAGACGGGAGCGAGGAGACGGGCAGGCGCGCGCUGUACUACGCGUGUUACGAGGGCUAUACGUCGACGGCGCAGCUCCUCCUCGCCCGCGGCGCCGACGUCUCCGCGAGCAAUGGCAGAGACCCCUUCCGCCCCGUUUUCCGGGCAAUUACGUACGACAAAGAUAAACGAAAAAUUGGCGAGGCCCUCCUCGCGACGAUGCGGGCCCGCACCGCGCGCCUCGAAGCCGAGAAUGCUGAGCUCAAGUCGCGGCUCGCGCGCUACGAGACUAACAAUGCGUAG
Messenger RNA from Pelagomonas calceolata, 1047 nucleotides. NCBI's taxonomy places the organism in Eukaryota, Pelagophyceae, Pelagomonadales, Pelagomonadaceae. The record is from the annotation of a GenBank genome assembly.